GAGGGACCAAAGGGCGCAGGAGCUGGCCCGGCGGGGAUGAGGCCGCGGUUGACGAAGUACCAGUGGGCAUUGGCGAGUCCCCCUGGAGGAUGGCCUAGUUGGAGGUCGCCGUCGGCCGAGGCGAACUUGACGACGACUUAGGGCGUGCCCUCAUGGGUUCUUAUGUGGUCGCUAGUGGAGGGCGAGGACCCGGCGCAUGCUUGACGCGGUGAGCAAGUCAGUACGUCCACACCGGGCAAGAACUACUGAUCUACAACGGCAACUACCUGAAUCAGGAAUCCAUGACACGAUUCCUGGGUCUCCUGUUCCGCGCCAACCUGAGACCAUUGCCGCCGACACGCCCGCACCGUUCAGGUCCGUCGCGAGAGCGCGACCGGUGAACGCCGUUCCAGCUCAACAUGACCCAUGGCACUCACUUCCAGAUCUCCGCCAUCGGCGCCUUCCUCGAAGGCAAAGAUGUUGGGUCCCUUACCUCCCAGAACUACAGCUCCCGAUCCGACGCCGAGUCCCGCCGCCGAGUCCCGCCGCCAUCGCGUAUCCCGACCGGCCGACUGUGUGUCGCGCGCAGCAACCGCUCGGGAACCCCACGAACCGCCGCCGCGAGCGAGUGGAUAUUGUUCUAGUUCCUCGUGUCCGCGGUGCUGUUCAGGCAGGGCGAGAACUAAGAUAGUACCAGUCUGAAUCGGAACACAACUCGGAGUGUUCAUCUAAGACAGCAUCAUUCUGGAGUGGUAAGUCCGGGGGGAAGGAGCGAUAGAAUGCGUGAAGAAAAGGUCCAAAUGUGAAUUAUAUAUCUGUACAUUGACCGUGUGAAACCAUAAACAUUUACGAACAAAAAGUGCGCUCGCCCACAGGAUAGGACCCGCUGUUUAUGACGC
This is a messenger RNA of Colletotrichum navitas, 878 nucleotides long. RefSeq lists its product as uncharacterized. Bases 197 to 670 code for a protein of 157 amino acids. Lineage: Eukaryota; Fungi; Ascomycota; Sordariomycetes; Glomerellales; Glomerellaceae. The transcript has a single exon. The record is from RefSeq and is a predicted model, not a curated record.